Molecule: messenger RNA, 996 nt
Organism: Vespa mandarinia (Asian giant hornet)
Lineage: Eukaryota; Metazoa; Arthropoda; Insecta; Hymenoptera; Vespidae
Product: odorant receptor 82a-like
Biological process (GO): detection of chemical stimulus involved in sensory perception of smell; sensory perception of smell
Cellular component (GO): plasma membrane
Molecular function (GO): odorant binding; olfactory receptor activity
Source: RefSeq, a predicted model, not a curated record
AUGGUGACAUUGGGAAGAAGUUACUUCUGGGAAGAAUUUUCCGAAAACGUACUACUCCUAAUGACGCUAAUUAAAAUAACAACGUGCUGGAAAAACAGACAAGCAUUAGGACGUUUGCUUGUCGAAAUACAGAAUAAUUUCAUCGUCGACAAAUACAAUACAUUCGAGAAGAGAUUCAUUUUUAUCAAAUAUACCAAAAUGGCGAAAUAUUAUGUUUUAAUAGCAGUUACCACGAUGACAAUUAGCACUAGUUUUUAUUACAUCAACGCAUUGUUGCCAAAUGUAAAAAUGGUAAUAAGCAAUUCGUCAUCGAGUUACGAACUACCGUUGAAAACACGAACCAUGGUCGAUAUACGCGACAUUAGGGUCUAUAUUUUUCUCUGUAUUUAUCAGAUGUUGGUAGUACCAAGUAUUGUACUAGGUUUCGUCGGAUUUGAUUGUUUGUUCGCCAAUCUUGCAUUUCAUAUUACCGCACAAUUUGGAAUUCUCAGUUCUAUGCUCAAAGAAAUUCUCGACGACUCUAACACUUUUCAAUAUAAUAUAAGGGAACUUUUACUUCGACAUUACGAAUUGAUAAGACAAGCGAAAACUUUGGAAGAUAAUUUUAAUGUAAUAAUAUUGCAACAAUUAAUGGGAACAACGUUUCAACUUUGUACAUCCGCUUACAAUACAAUCUUGGACUCUGUAAGCAAAGAAACAUUAACGUUAAUCAUAUUCUGCUUUUAUGCUUUGAGCACAUUGAGUACAUUGUUUCUUUAUUGUUACAUCGGCGAGUGUCUUAUUCAAGAAAGUUUGAGCCUGAGCAACGCAAUUUAUCGUUACGAGUGGUAUAACAAGUCACCAAUGAACUUAAAGAUGGUAAUAAUUUGUAUGUUGCGAAUGAAAAGACCAGAACAAUUAACUUCCGGUAAAUUUUUCGUCCUAUCAUUGGCCUCUUUUACUGAUAUUCUCAAAACUACGAUGGGAUAUCUGUCACUACUGCGAACACUUCUAUGA